Eucalyptus grandis is the source of this 2803-nucleotide messenger RNA. RefSeq names its product disease resistance protein RUN1. The transcript is spliced from 4 exons. The record is from RefSeq and is a predicted model, not a curated record. The coding region runs from base 162 to 2462 and encodes 766 amino acids. Gene Ontology annotation, biological process: signal transduction; defense response. Lineage: Eukaryota; Viridiplantae; Streptophyta; Magnoliopsida; Myrtales; Myrtaceae. Gene Ontology annotation, molecular function: ADP binding.
UUUAUUAAAAUAUUCUUUGUUGACCCACAUCAAAAGGAAGUCAUGCACCUGAGAAUCAACAUAUAUAGAGAAGAUCAAAUGGCGAACAGACCGUGACUCAGAGAAACCAAAUCUUAGGCAACUCAUUGCUUAUUGUUAACCAUUUCUGUUUUCUGAUUCUAAUGGCUUCUUCUUCUUCUUCCAAGCGCAGAAGGAGCUAUGAUGUCUUUCUGAGUUUUAGAGGCAUGGACGCUCGCAACUAUUUCCUCGGUCAUCUCUACACAGCUCUUGAUCAAAGUGGAAUAAACACUUAUAUGGAUAGUGAAGAUCUAAAGAAGGGAGAGCAAAUAUCACCCGCACUCAUGGAGGCAAUCGAGGAAUCGCAAAUUGCGAUUGUUGUUUUCUCAAAGGACUUUGCCUCAUCACCUUGGUGUUUGGAGGACGUGGCGAAAAUCAUGGAGUGCAAGGAGCAAAGAGGCCUCAUGGUCUUUCCGGUGUUUUACAAAGUGGAGCCUAGAGAAGUGAGAGGGCAGAGACAGGGUUAUGCAGAAGCUAUGGCCAAACAUGAGGUCAAGUUUGGGGAGGAUUCAGAGAAAGUAAAGCGAUGGAAGAAAGCUCUUCUUGACGCUGGGAGCUUGUCUGGAUGGCAUUUUAUGGACGGAUACGAAGCCGGACUGAUACAGGAUAUUAUACAGGAGAUCUCAACUCAACUAGAUCGGAUGCCAUUAGAUGUAGCCACAUAUCAAGUUGGGAUGGAUUCCCGAGUACUAGAGCUUAAAACAAUAUUAAAUCUACAAUCCAAGGAUGAUGUUCUUAUGGUAGGAUUAUGGGGACAAGGAGGUGUAGGGAAGACAACCCUUGCUAAAGCAAUUUACAAUGCUAUUUUUAGAGAGUUUCAAGGUUCUAGUUUCUUGGAACAUGUUAGAGAAAAUUCUAGAAGUUCCAAUGAUUUGGUUCUUUUGCAAGUAAAAUUGCUAUCAGAGCUAACACCGGGGAAGAAAAUAACGGUCUUGAAUGUUGGUGGAGGAAGUCAGUUGAUUCAAGAGAGACUUUGUAAUAAGAAAGUUCUUAUUAUUCUUGAUGAUGUGGAUGAUGAACGCCAGUUAAAUGCAUUAGCCAGAGAUUGUGAGUGGUUUGCUAAAGGAAGUAGGAUAAUUAUCACGACAAGAGAUAAACAUCUGCUAACUUAUCUUGGGGUAGAUCAUAUCUAUGAAGUUAAAACUCUUGAGGAUGGUGAAGCUCUUGAACUUUUUAGAAAGCAUGCUUUUCGAAGAAACCGGAAAAUAGAAAUAAUGCGUAAUCUUGUUGAUAGUGUUUUACAUUAUGCCAAAGGCCUUCCUUUGGCUCUUGAGUUGUGGGGUUGUUUCUUGUGUGGUAGAGGAGAACAUGAAUGGAAAAGUACCCUGCAAAAACUUACUAAAAGCACUAACAAAAAAAUCAAUGAUGUGCUAAAGGUAAGUUAUGAUGGAUUAGAGGACAAUGAAAAGGAGAUUUUUCUCGACAUUGCAUGUUUCUUCAAAGGGCAGACGACAAAGUACAUAAAGAAAAUUCUUGACAGUUGUGAUUUUGAUACAACCAUUGGGGUACAAAUUCUCAUUGAGCGCUCCUUGAUUAGUGAAGAGAAAGGAUAUUUACAUAUGCAUGACUUAAUACAGGUGAUGGGCAUCGAUAUUGUUAAAGAAGAAAGCCGUGAUGAUCCUAGCCAACGCAGUAGGUUAUGGCUUCAUGAUGAUGUUUUCUAUGUUCUAUCAGGAGAUGUGGGAACAUCUUCAAUAAAAGCCAUAGUUUUGAAGCUACCAAAGCCAGAAGAGACAUAUAUUUGUCCUAAUGCUUUCACAAACAUGAGAAAGUUGAGGUUGCUCAUCCUUCAUAAUGUAGAUACUUCUUUCCAAGGUCCCAUUCAUCUCCCUAAUGAGUUAAGGUGGUUGGAAUGGCCUAAUUGUUCCAUGAUUCCAGAAUUUGGCUAUGGUCCAAAUAAGUUAGUUGGACUUGAUAUGCAGAAUGGCAAGAUCAAGCAAGUGCCGGGACAAUUUAAGGACUUCAUAAAACUAAAGUUCAUUAGCUUCAGGGAAUGCCAAUCAUUGGUUUGUAUGCCGGACCUCAAUUGUACUCCAAAUCUCGAGUUAUUGGAUCUUUCUAAGUGCAAAAACUUGGAGCGUGCCCACGAAUCAGUUUCGUAUCACAACAAGUUACAGUUUUUGAAUUUAGGUGAGUGCUCAAAACUCCAUCAUCUCCCUAAUGUGCUCCAUUCCAAGAAUCUUCAACUUCUCAAUCUUAAUGGUUGCUCAAAGUUGCAAAGACUCCCUGAUUUUUCGGAUAAAAUGAAAGGCUUGCAAGGACUUAAUUUACAAGAGACUUCAAUUGAGGGACUUCCUGCGUCCAUAGAAAAUCUUAUCUCUUUGGGGGAAAUGGAUUUAUCUGGUUGCAAGAAAUUGGCAGUCCUUCCGUCUAGCAUUUAUAGGUUGCCAAAACUUGAAUUCUGACGCUUCACGGCUGCUCAAAGCUAGUCAAGUUUCCAAAGAGGGAGGGGGAUUCGAGUGAUCCCCAUAUGAAAAUGGGAUUUCCUAAGUUGAGGUUGCUAGGUCUUGACCAAUGCAAUUUAUCAGAAGUAGAAUUUCUGGAGAAUCCUGGGAAACAAUUUUAAUAACCUUCCUACAUGCAAGCAACAAUAUAAGUUGCCCCAUUUACCUGUUUCGUAUUGUCAAAAAAUACAAGAGAUCCUCGAUAUUCCAGGGCAAUUUCAACGUCAGUGGGCACUUGGCUGCGAAUCUCUGAGUGAAAAACCCUCAUGCCUACGUGACUCUGACCAAGUUGACUUUUAUUC